Penaeus indicus is the source of this 1084-nucleotide messenger RNA. Its product is annotated as roundabout homolog 2-like. The record is from RefSeq and is a predicted model, not a curated record. Gene Ontology annotation, cellular component: axon; plasma membrane. Gene Ontology annotation, biological process: homophilic cell-cell adhesion; axon guidance; dendrite self-avoidance. Gene Ontology annotation, molecular function: cell-cell adhesion mediator activity. The transcript is spliced from 4 exons. The coding region runs from base 320 to 748 and encodes 142 amino acids. NCBI's taxonomy places the organism in Eukaryota, Metazoa, Arthropoda, Malacostraca, Decapoda, Penaeidae.
CGGUGGAGGCGGGACGUACAUCGGCUCGGCUCUCGGGGGUGUUAGAGAGAGAGAACGCUGCAACCCCCCCUUUCGUCGCUUAUUGGUGUACCGUUGCAAUAAUAGUGUUGAAAAAGUGAUUACUUGUGUGAGGAAGUGUUUUGUGCUAAACCAUGUGAUCGUGGAAAAAUUGUUUAGUGUGUUUCAACGAAAAUCCAAGCAGGAUAAAUAUUGAUUUUGUUUGUGGUAGGAGUGUGUUAUAAGGGAAUACGAGAGUGAGAGAGAGAGGUCACACGAACACAGGAUUUGGCAUGUGCUAGGCAGCCUCCUCGACCCCAAGAUGAUGAUGCCCUCAGCGCUGCCCUUACUCCUCGUCGUCGGAUUAACGAGCUUCCAGCGGGCGGAGACUUACGGUUCCUUCCGGUCCCCCCGCAUCACGGAGCACCCGACGGACAUCACUGUGCCACGCAACGAGCCUGCAACACUCAAUUGCAAGGCGGAAGGCAAGCCACCGCCGGUCGUCAGGUGGUACAAGGACGGCCAGCUGGUUAGGACGUCCCCCGGCGACCCCAAGUCCCAGCGCGUCCUCCUGCCCACGGGGUCGCUGUUCUUCCUGCGGGUCGUCCACGGCAAGAAGGAGGACGACGCCGGGGUGUACUGGUGCCAGGCCAGCAACGAGGUCGGCACCGUUACGUCUAACAAUGCCACGCUCGAGAUAGCAGGUGAGUGUCUUGAGGCGACGACAGAUAAGGCAACUGAUAAGGAGUAACGUAAGUAUAAGUGAGAUAAGGCGCUCAGUUAGGAAAAGGACAGAAGGAUACGGGAUCAGAUAGCUGGUUUGAAUAAGUAUAUUUAUUAAGUAUAUUUAUUUGUAAAUGAAUGAAUUGAUAGAUGAAGAUAGUAAUUCCUCCAAAUGACAUAUGGUUGGAUAUAAAACGUGUAUGGAUAUAGAAAAGACGGGAGGUUCCGGAGUGAAAUGUAGGCAAAGAAAAGAAAAGAAGAAGAAGAAGAAGAAGAAGAAGAAGAAGAAGAAGAAGAAAAAAAAAGCUGUAUUUGCAAACUGUGUCUUAGAUGUGUCUCGAGUUCCUGCCGAGAGCGUUUUCAU